This is a messenger RNA of Taeniopygia guttata (zebra finch), 835 nucleotides long. RefSeq names its product feather keratin B-4-like. Gene Ontology annotation, molecular function: structural constituent of cytoskeleton. The record is from RefSeq and is a predicted model, not a curated record. Gene Ontology annotation, cellular component: intermediate filament. Lineage: Eukaryota; Metazoa; Chordata; Aves; Passeriformes; Estrildidae.
CCUCUCUUUUCCAGGCACCCUCCACACCACACCCAUGGCCUGCAACACCCUCUGCCAGCCCUGCGGACCCACCCCGCUGGCCAACAGCUGCAACGAGCCCUGUGCCCUGCAAUGCCAGGAUUCCCGCGUCGUUAUCCAGCCUUCUCCCGUGCUGGUCACCCUGCCAGGACCCAUCAUGACCUCCUUCCCCCAGAACACCGCCGUCGGAUCCACCUCCUCGGCUGCCGUGGGCACUGAGCUCAGUGUGCAGGGACAGCCCAUCUCUGGUGGAUUUGGUGGCUUUGGCUACGGCCUUGGCUACGGCCGUGGGUUUGGCUAUGGGCUGGGAGGCCUGGGCUGCUACGGCAGGAGGGGCUACGGCUACAACUGCUGAGAGGCCCUCCUCGACACCACUCCUGACACCAGCCACCCACUCCCAGGAUCAUAUCUCAGGACACAUCUCUGGACCAAAGCUUUCAAAGGGGCUCAGUGAUUCCACCUCCUGCUCUCAGGCCACCGAGCAAAGCAGUAGCCAAGGGGACAGCCCGGGCUGCCUGCAAACAUGGCCCAUCUCCAUUCCUGCUCUUUUCCCACUCCCUGCUCUGCAUCGCCCCUUUAGCUCUGUCCAGCUCGCUCUGCUGCAAAACCCUUCUCCCAAGCCACAGACCAUUGGGCACCUCCACCAUCAGGUUGCUCCCACCUUGGGGCAGGAGGGCCCUGGUGCUCUGUCCAAACCAUCUGCAAGAAAAGGCGUCUCGCUUGUUGGUUGUUUUUGUACCUCAGACUGGCCCCUUCCAUGUAUUGUUGAUGACUUUCACUGUUCUUUAUGCCUCAAUAAAAAAUCUUUUGCAUUGCA